Molecule: messenger RNA, 393 nt
Organism: Rodentolepis nana
Lineage: Eukaryota; Metazoa; Platyhelminthes; Cestoda; Cyclophyllidea; Hymenolepididae
Source: the annotation of a GenBank genome assembly
AUGAAUUUUAUUGAGAUGUGUGCACUUCUAUUUCUAUUGGCGUAUGUUAAUUCAGCUCCAAUGAGGGACUUGGAUCCAGUUUUUGAGGAGAUUGAUCGGUGUCUCUAUGAAGGAACCUCCAGCAAUGCUAAAUUAAGAUCCCAGUGGCGUACUGUGAGACGUUAUUUCAUUAGACGUAGCAAUACGACUGAGGCGUUAGAAAACUCCACAAUGAACUCAAAUGUCUCAGGAUCUGCCUCCUUAUCGGAAGUCAAUAAACCACCUGUAACAUCAGGAUUUAGUCAGGAAUCAGGUAUUGACAUUACUCCAGGCUCAUCUCUUCUUACUCAAACAACCUUCAGUCCAUUAAAAGUUCACUAUGAUGAUUACAAUUACCCUGGUUUGGCACCGUAA